Molecule: messenger RNA, 2371 nt
Organism: Sorex fumeus (smoky shrew)
Lineage: Eukaryota; Metazoa; Chordata; Mammalia; Eulipotyphla; Soricidae
Gene: RRP1B
Product: ribosomal RNA processing 1B
Exons: 16
Coding region: 41-2308 (755 amino acids)
Biological process (GO): rRNA processing
Cellular component (GO): preribosome, small subunit precursor; preribosome, large subunit precursor; nucleus
Source: RefSeq, a predicted model, not a curated record
GCGGAGCGGGCGCGGCGGCUGGGGAUGCUGCGGGGGCUCCAUGGGCCCCGCCAUGCAGCCCGCCGAGCUGCAGUUCGCGCAGCGCCUGGCGUCGCACGAGAAGGGCAUCCGGGACCGCGCGGCGAGGAGGCUGCGCCAGUACCUCAGCGCCAAGACCCAGAGGGAGACAGGCGGGUUCACCCAGGAGGAGCUUCUCAGAAUCUGGAAAGGGCUCUUCUACUGCAUGUGGGUGCAGGACGAACCCCUCCUGCAGGAGGAGCUCGCGGUCACUAUGUCCCAGCUUGUCCACGUUGUUAACAACUCGGAGGCGCAGCACCUCCUUAUCCGGACCUUCUGGCAAACCCUGAACCGCGAAUGGAAGGGAGUGGACCGCCUGCGCCUGGACAAGUACCACAUGCUCAUCCGGCUAACCCUUAGGCAGUCCUUCGAAGUCCUGAAGCGGAACAGCUGGGAAGAAAGCCGGAUCCGGCCGCUCCUGGACAUCCUGAUGAAGGAGGUCCUGCACCCCGAGAGCCGCUCUCCCGGCGGGGUGAGGUCCCACCUGAUCGCCGUGUACCUGGAGGAGCUGUCCAAGGUCGGGGGGAGCGAGCUUCUGGCGGAUCAGAACCUCAAGUUUAUUGAUCCGUUCUGCAAAAUUGCCGCCAAGACGAAAGACCACACCUUGGUGCAGACCAUCGCCCGGGGCGUAUUCGAGGCCAUCGCUCACCGGUCCCCUUUAGCACUGGACACCAGCGCCGAGGACCACGGUGCCAGGGCGGGGGGCGGUCCCCGCUCCGGAGAGGAGCCAGCCGCCUGCGAGGGGCCUCCAGCCGCAGCAGCCAGCAAGGGUCUCCCUCAGACCGGCGGGACUGCCGAGGACAGAGAUGGAGACGGUGGCCUGGAGGCCACAGGGCCGCCUCUGCAGUUCGACUACAAGGCAGUCGCCGACCGGCUCCUAGAAAUGACCAGCAGGAAGAACACCCCUCCCUUCAACAGGAAGCGCCUCUCCAGGCUCGCCAAGAAGUUCCGGGACCUUUGUGAAGGCAGUGUCGCCCCUGGGAGCCUGGCCGAGGAUGGUCCUGCUAAUGGGGACGACCCAGGCCUUCGUGAAGGACAGCAGGUGGACAGAGGAGAGAAGCAGGAGGGGACGGGCAGCGGGGACGCAGGAGCAGGUGCGCCCCCAACUGCCAAGGAGGAGCCGGGAAGAGGCCCCCCGAGGAAGAAGAGGAGGAAGAGGAAGAGGAGGAGCCUCCAGCCUGAGAGCGGGUCCGGGGAGACGGCGGUGGGGGGGGAGCUCCCCCUGCACGAUGGGGCCGAGGAACCCAGCACGGGGCCUGGCGGGGCCCAGAAGAGAUGCGGGGAGGAGCCGCCCCCCGUCCGCGUGAAGAGGAAACGACUGCGGAAGAGGGGCCUGCAGGCUGUGGGGGAGCACUCCGGGACCCCUGGGGACGUGACACCCAGCAGCACCCCUCAGGCAGAGGGCGCCCAGGUCCCCAGAAGGAAGCGGAGACUCGGGGCCCUCCCAGCCAGUGGUCACAAUCUCUCCGCCUCACCUCAGUCCCGCCCUGCUGGGAGCCCCCCAGGCAACAGUGAGGCACAGGGCUCCCCGCCACAGGGCAACAGUGUCGCACAGACACCCCCACCACGGGAUGACAGCAUCGUGCAGAGACCCCCACCGCAGGGUGACAGUGUCACGCAGAGACCCCCGCCGCAGGGUGACAGCGAUGCACAGAGACCCCCGCUGCAGGGUGGGAAGAUGAAGAGGAAGAAGAAGCGGGAGCCAGGCGCCCUCAACCUGCACAGCCCAUCCUGCCCCAGACCCGCCAGCCUGGCCAAGAGGAAGCUCGUGACAGCCACACUUGAGUCCUGGCCACUUGCAGCUGUGCCCAGACAGCAGGGCCCCGUAGUCCUGUCUCUGGGGGGCAGCGGGGCACUCAGCCCUCCCAGGAAGAAGCAGCUGAGGACAGAGAAGGACUUCGUGCGGUUCAGCACCCCCGCCCUGCCCAAGCCGAUCUUCUGCCGGAAAGCCAAGAGCAGCGCGGCUCCCUGCGCCCCGCGCCCCUCCGUGCAGCCCAGCAAAACUCCGCCCGGCACCAAGAAAGUCACGUUUGGCUUGAGCAGAAAUAUGACGGCAGAGUUCAAGAAGACAGAUAAGAGCAUCUUGGUGAGCCCCGUGGGCCCUUCCCGAGUGGCCUUCGACCCCAAGCAGCGGCCCCUCCAUGGGGUGCUGAAGAGCCCAGCGAGCUCCCCGGCCAGCAGCCCCCUGACCACCAAGAAGCUGCUGCUCUCCACGCCGCAGCGGCGGCCGACGGCCAUGGACUUCUUCUAGCGCCUUUCACUGAGGUUUUGUACAGUCGCGUAUAAAUUAUAACUUUCCACGUGGGCUUUUUCA